Symbiodinium pilosum is the source of this 705-nucleotide messenger RNA. NCBI's taxonomy places the organism in Eukaryota, Dinophyceae, Suessiales, Symbiodiniaceae. The record is from the annotation of a GenBank genome assembly.
AUGAAUUUGCAGCCGGGUUCAGCGAAGCCAACCUCAGUGCCAAGCACGUGGUGGACGUCGCAGACUUCCUCCAAGUGGCACAAGACCUCGGCGCCAAAUUUUGGAGGCGCCAGCAACUUCUUGACGGACAUCUUCGAGCUCAUGGGCUCGGCCCCGGAAGUGCAAACGAAGGUUGAAGCCCAGUUGAACGUGGUCGGAUGUGUGCUUGCAUCCCAACAGGCUGUCAGGUCUAUUUUGAAUUGCUCACAGGUGUUGUCUGCCGCCCAUGAUCACUUCACCAGCUCAUUGGCUGAGAGCAUACAGUCGGUAGCCAGCAAGCCAAACGAAAACAAGUGCUUCAAUCGUUGGUUGAGUUGGGAUGAUGCAUCAGGAAACAUACCUAGCAGUUGCUCCAGAGGUAUGCUGCUGCAGAUGCGCUUGGGCCCGAAAACAGUUGCGCGAUGGGCAUACCUUUCUGAGAAAUUCGGAUUGCCCGCAAGGGACCUGGGAGAGUUGGGCGACUUUGUCAAGGAUUACAUGCUAAUCAAAAACACCCCAGCAGGAGACUCCAAACAGGCAAGGGUUUUUCUUUCACGCAGCUUUAUGGAAGCAGAUCCACCGCAGAUUGCGAUCCACCAUCCCAUGGUCUCCAAUCCCAGCCUGAUGGAUGCGGUGAGUGCAAUGGCCAACGAGAUUGUUCAGCUGUUGAGCACAGGAAGUGGAUGA